This is a messenger RNA of Cuscuta europaea, 320 nucleotides long. The record is from the annotation of a GenBank genome assembly. Lineage: Eukaryota; Viridiplantae; Streptophyta; Magnoliopsida; Solanales; Convolvulaceae.
AUCUUGGACGCUCAGGUGGAGGCGUUCUUGGAAGGGGGGCCGAGGAGCGUGAAAGACUACAUCACCGAAUAUAAGAUGACCGCCCUCGGCUUCUUUAGGUACUAUGUGUAUGGCGACAAGGAGGACGAUGUCCAACUUUGGCCGAGGAUGACCACUACCUUCGAAGAGGCCGACGGCCCGGAUUUUGGCAUUCCUGCUGAGGCCGAUGAUUUUGUUAUGGAUCGCCGUUCAAUCAUGGCCAUAGCCAAGGCCAAGGCGGCCGAGGAGUUGGCUGCAAAGGCGGCCGAGGCGGCCAGACGUGCCGCGGCCGAGGGGGGCGG